This is a messenger RNA of Pomacea canaliculata, 795 nucleotides long. RefSeq names its product piRNA biogenesis protein EXD1-like. The coding region runs from base 22 to 795 and encodes 257 amino acids. NCBI's taxonomy places the organism in Eukaryota, Metazoa, Mollusca, Gastropoda, Architaenioglossa, Ampullariidae. Gene Ontology annotation, biological process: nucleobase-containing compound metabolic process. The record is from RefSeq and is a predicted model, not a curated record. The transcript is spliced from 5 exons. Gene Ontology annotation, molecular function: 3'-5' exonuclease activity; nucleic acid binding.
UGCCGCAGGCAAAAUUACACAAUGGCUUUCUCCAAAGUUAAAAUUGUCAACACGAUGAAAAAAUGUGAUCGGGCACUACAAGAGCUCAGAAAUGAAGAUUUUCUCGCUGUUGAUGACAAAGGUGUAAACCUUAGCAAGACCGGUCCCUUAACCCUCCUGCAGGUAGGAACUAAGGACGGAAAGGUCUAUUUAUUUGAUGUCCUCACCGAGCCCAGAAUCCUCAAGACCGGAGGACUCAAGGCUAUUCUGGAAAGUGAGACAAUUGUGAAGGUGAUGCACUCCAGCAAGAACGACGCAGCUGCGCUGUACUGGCAGUUCGGGGUGCAGCUGCACAACGUGUUUGACACGCAGGUCGCUCACAUGCAGCUGCAGCGAGCCGAGGGACGACGACUUCCCAGCCGCAUAACUCUAUUCGAGGUGUGUGGACUCUACUGCCCACAGAAAACCGACUUGCUGGAGAAAAAAGAGAAUUUACAGACGUGUCGGAAAAAGAGGGAAGGAGAACUCUGGGCCAAGCGUCCAAUGACGCAGGAAAUGAUCGACUGCGCAAGUCAGGAUGUCCUGGUCCUCGUACCAGAAAUGUAUAUGACAAUGAAAGGGCUUGUUAAUGAGAAAGGCCUGACUAGACAGGUGACCGAGCGAAUCAGUCUAGAAAUCGAAGCGGCGAUGGACGAGGAUGUGAAAAAGAAGGUAAAAGAGGCCAUUGAUGUCGUGGUUCUUGAGAUUCUUCAAACCUUUGAGAAGACCACCAGUCCUCCAGACAGUCUGUCUGACAUAACGGAUGAGGUAAAAUAA